This is a messenger RNA of Penicillium concentricum, 1311 nucleotides long. Its product is annotated as serine/threonine-protein kinase. Gene Ontology annotation, molecular function: ATP binding; protein kinase activity. The transcript is spliced from 3 exons. The record is from RefSeq and is a predicted model, not a curated record. Gene Ontology annotation, biological process: protein phosphorylation. NCBI's taxonomy places the organism in Eukaryota, Fungi, Ascomycota, Eurotiomycetes, Eurotiales, Aspergillaceae. Bases 1 to 1311 code for a protein of 436 amino acids.
AUGAGUACAUCUUCUCCUCCCACUCCGCCAUCAAGGGGCCCGACGGAUGACGAAUGGAGAUUCAACCCUAUUACACUACCCUGUGAGUGGGUGGAGGAUUAUCGCCCAGGUGGUUAUCAUCCAGUCGUUAUCGGCAACGUUUUAAACCAGUACAAGGUCAUCCGGAAGCUUGGCGACGGCUCCUACUCAACAGUAUGGCUCGCCCGUGACCUGAAAAACAGUAGAUAUGUCGCCCUGAAGAUCCUUGUGUCUGAAAUCUCAGGAUCGAUCGAGCUACGACUCUUACACCACAUCACUGAAAUCGCAGAAGGAACCCAGCAUAUCACGCGAUUCCUAGGCGAGUUCGAACACCGCGGACCUAAUGGCGUCCACAAGUGCCUGGUAUUCGAGCCUAUGGGUCCAAGUGUGAAUUCUAUGGUCGAGGAGCUGCCACAGUUUAACCCUCGCAAGCAAGAAAUGAAGGUCCGCUAUCCGCCUCAGAUGGCAAAGAGCAUCCUCAAGCAAUCUUUACAGGCUCUUGUAUUUCUCCACGAAAAUGGUAUCGCCCAUGGAGACUUCCAGCCGGGAAACAUCCUCUGUGCUCUUAACAAUAUCGACUCGACGCCCGAGGAGCUGCUCCGGCAAGAAGAUAUACAAGCCGAGUCGAUCUCGCCCCCUAUACAGAGGCUAGACGGCAAACAAGAUAAAUGGGCACCUCGAUAUCUUUCCGUUGCGCAAUCCCUAGUGCCUUUUACCUCCUACGACGAAGGGCUUAAGGUUAAAUUAUCCGAUAUGGGCGGUGCAUAUUUCUUCACCGAUCCACCAAAAAAGCCAGUCACUCCACUCGGUCUUCGAGCUCCCGAGUUGAUUCUCACCGGAGCCGUGAACAAUACCCUUGACGUCUGGAGUUUCGGUUGCGUUCUCUUUGAGCUUAUCAUCGGACAGCCGCUCUUCUGUGUACCAUGGUCUAAGAGGGAAGAUGACGAUCAUCUUCUCUCCCUUACUGCCCAGCUCGGCGCCCUCCCCGACGAGCUCUUCAAGCAUUGGGCGUCAUCAUCGUUAUACUUUACGCCCGAGAGGAAGCUCUAUAAUUGUCAGCUUGGGGGAGUCCCUCCGGAGGAGGAACCGCUUAUACUAGAACAGAUGUCUAUGGAAGAGUCAUUUGAUAGGGCAGAUCCGGAUAUAGAUGAGGAGGAAGCUUACAAAGUGAAGGCGCUUAUUCGAUGGAUUUUGCAAUAUGAUCCUGCGAGGAGACCUUCACCUGCGGAAAUCUUAGCUGAUUCGUGGUUCUGUGGGAUUGAUUUUGAGAGCGACUCCAAGGUAAACAUCUAG